UGUAGUCUUCUUAAGGAUUAUUUUGUACGGUCUCUAUGCUGUUAUGCGGCCGUCGUUAGGGGGACCCUCUAAGGGGGAGGAAAACUGGGUGUUGCCGUUUUUUUACGUCGACUGAAUCCAAGAAGCAACUCACACGGGGAUUGAGUUCAGUCAGCGCGAGCACUGCAUAACGGCUGCUUCAUCGAGACACCUCUUCGUUAACCGGCUUUAAAAACAUCCUCCAGAAACCGACACCAUGGGCGUGGAAGGCUGCACGAAAUGCAUCAAAUACCUGCUCUUCUUCUUCAAUUUCAUCUUCUGGCUGGCUGGUUGCGUAAUCUUGGGGGUUUCUCUCUGGCUUCGUCAUGACAAUAAAACAAGCAGUCUUCUGGAACUGAAGUAUGAGAACACAGAAGCACCCAGCACCUUCUACAUCAUACAUGUCCAUUUUCUUUCUCUCCCACAGUUCUUUGCCUGCCUGGUCAUUCUGUUUGCCUGUGAGGUUGCUGCUGGAAUCUGGGGAUUCAUGAACAAAGACAAGAUCUCCAAAGAGCUGAUCACUUUCUAUGACUCUGUGUAUGACAGAGGCAUUUUUCUUACAGAUAGUGAGCAAAAGCAGGCUGCCGCUGCUGUCUUGAAGAUCUUUCAUGAGACUGUAAGUAGUCCUGAUGUUCUGAGGAGCACACAAUUAAUUAAGCUAACACAAACUCCUCUCAAACCAAAUAAUAGUCCAGAUGCUCAAGGCAAUCAAAAUACACUCCGUAGACAGCGCUCUAGGACGGACGCGUUCGGCGCCUGCGCACUACCUAGUGAACCUUCGUUUCACUAA
Molecule: messenger RNA, 808 nt
Organism: Sinocyclocheilus grahami
Lineage: Eukaryota; Metazoa; Chordata; Actinopteri; Cypriniformes; Cyprinidae
Product: CD81 antigen-like
Exons: 4
Coding region: 236-808 (190 amino acids)
Cellular component (GO): plasma membrane
Source: RefSeq, a predicted model, not a curated record